UCCAUGAUUACCUCCUUCAAAGCCUUUUCAGCCAUUUCUCUCUGAUCUUUUCCUCUUUGUGCUUCAUAUGGAAAAACGAAAGGAGAAAAAUGGUCCAACUUAUGUUCCUCAAUUUGGAGCAUGGGAUAACAAGGCUGCAGCAGGGGGCAAUUCUAGUUAUACAAUAGAAUUUUCCAAAGCUCGCGCCAACAAGCAGCAGCAGCAUAAAAAUGGUUUAGGUGCACGCCACGGAUUGGCAAAUGAUCAGCAGCCGCAGCAUAAAAAUGGGUUAGGCGUACGCCACGGGUUGACAAAUGAUCAGGAAUUUCCUGGCAAGAAACAAGAGGACCCUAGCAAUAUGAAAAAUGGAUACAGGUCUGUACCUCAAUUUGGAAUGUGGGAUCAACAAGCUGGAGGUGCUGCAAGUUAUACUGUCGAAUUUUCAAAAGCUCGCGUCAACAGAAAACAACACAAAAAUAAUGAUCUUUUAGCGCGACCACCUAGCAUCGAUCAUGAGCAGGAAGCUCUUAGGAAGCAGCAUGAAGAUUCUUGCAUGAGGAAAAAGAAGAUGUUGGCAUUUUGUUGCAUUGGGCCUUGAUCUCUAAUGUCCUAAGUGCAGCUUCUUUUUGUAAUAAUAGUCUUGAAAUGGCUAUUUGAUUCCCUUCCUAUAGAGAGUUAUCUCAUGUUUCCUUAAAGUAAUAUUAUGUAUGAAAACACACUUCCUUGCUUUAUUGAGCUAGUGAAAUCAUGAAAAAAUCUUAAAUUAUAUAGAACUAAUAAUUGUAUUAUUUCUGAAAUCUUUUACUAA
Messenger RNA from Nicotiana attenuata, 787 nucleotides. RefSeq lists its product as uncharacterized. NCBI's taxonomy places the organism in Eukaryota, Viridiplantae, Streptophyta, Magnoliopsida, Solanales, Solanaceae. The record is from RefSeq and is a predicted model, not a curated record. The coding region runs from base 68 to 577 and encodes 169 amino acids. The transcript is spliced from 4 exons.